This is a messenger RNA of Peronospora belbahrii, 405 nucleotides long. The record is from the annotation of a GenBank genome assembly. Lineage: Eukaryota; Oomycota; Peronosporomycetes; Peronosporales; Peronosporaceae.
AUGGACGUCAUCCGCAAGUAUCUAAAGACGGAUCUACCACGUUAUCUUAAGGGGUUACCGCUUCCCCGCACGUUUUCAGGCUUUUUAAAGCUGAAACAAGCGGAUUGGAUGUAUCUCGCACCACUCCUUAUCACUAUUUUCAUGCUGGGAUUGACGCUAUUUGCUGGUAAGGGCAAUUCAAAACCUGGAAGAGUAAAUCGUAAAGUGCAACUGGAAAAGGAGAAAGUGGUGGACUUUGUGUCAAUACCGGAUGUGGAAGAUAUAAUCAAGGAGAAGGGCAAGUGUACGGUCUGUCGCUGCUGGAAGUCGAAGAAGUUUCCCUUUUGUGAUGGUUCGCACAUGAAACACAACAAGGAGACGGGUGACAAUGUUGGACCACUUGUUCUUACGGCCGCAAAGGCCUAG